Molecule: messenger RNA, 1743 nt
Organism: Macrosiphum euphorbiae (potato aphid)
Lineage: Eukaryota; Metazoa; Arthropoda; Insecta; Hemiptera; Aphididae
Source: the annotation of a GenBank genome assembly
AUGCGGUGUUUGAAAAUAACAUUAAAAACGCACAGUGACACACGCUGGGCAUCUAAAUAUAAUGCAGUUCAUUCGUUGUAUUGUCAAUUUGGCGGUGUGAUAAAAGCUUUACGUGACAUAUCUACCAAUCCAAUUUUUGGCGAUGGGGUUGCUAAUGCAGAAAGUAUAUUGAAACAGUUUGAUUUGGAAUUUGUUUAUUUUUUAGUCAUGUGGGAUAAAAUAUUGAAUCAAAUAUAUCGUGUAAAUAAAUUAUUACAAAGCUCAAAUAUUUCAAUAGAUCAGGCUUCAAAAAUGAUAAAUUGUUUAAAUGUUUCUCUCCAAGAAAUGCGUGAUAGUGGAAAUGAACAAAUUAAAACUGAAGCUAUUAGUAUUUGUGAUAAAGUUGGAAUAAAAUCUGAAUUAAAAAUCAAAAGGACAAUAAAAAGGAAAGUUAUGAGUGGAGAAAAUUCAUCGGGUGAAGAUAUUUCUGCAGAUCAAUUUUUAACAUUGGAAUACUACAAAGUUCUUGAUAUUAUGAUGGCUCAAAUGAAAUGGAGGUUUGAACAAUUAUCAAAUAUUGCUGAUGAUUUUCAAUUCCUUUCUGCUCAUUCACUAUCUGUUACACCAGUUGAAAAAUUGAAAAAAUAUGCAGCUGAUUUAGCUAUCAAAUACAACGAAGAUAUUGACCAGGAAAUAAUUAACGAAAUCGAAUUUUUUAAAUAUCAAGUAAAAGCAAUUUUACCAGACUUAAACGCAACUGCUUUAAAUAUUUUAAACGCAAUUAAAAAAUAUGAACUUGAUUCAACUUGUCCAAACUUAAUGACUGCAUAUAGAUUGUUUCUUACCAUGCCUGUUACCGUAGCUUCCGGGGAACUCUCUUUUACGAAACUGUGGAAGGGUCAACAGAAGAAAUCCGACUACUGUGGCGAACGGGUGAUGUGCUUACACGGAUAUCAGGACAACUGCGCUUCAUUUGACCAUCUGAUUCCUGUGCUGGGUGGCGACCGCACGUAUCUGUGUUUCGACUGGCCAAACCAUGGUGGCUCGUCAGCCACGCCAUUGGGAGUGCGGUGGACGAUAGAAAACUAUGCACUGACCAUCAGGCGCGUUGCCGACCACGUUCAGUGGUUGUCGCCGUUUGUGUGCGUAGGUCACAGCAUGGGCGGACAGGUUGCCAAGCUGUUCGCCGCCCUCUACCCGGAACGCUUCACGAAGAUCGUGUUGCUGGACACCGCCGGACCAGUGGCCAUGUAUCCAGAGGAGAUCACGUGGAGCGCUCGCCAAGCCAACGACAAACUACUUAGAUUUGAAAACAGAAUGACGGCGUUGCCUGGUGGCGGCAGCCGUUUAUCACCGAUUUACGCUCACUCGGAAGCUUUGGAUCGCGUUAGACGGCGCGCCUACGGGCUACUGGACAAUGAGCCCGCCAGGACGUUGAUGACGCGGUACUUGCGGCCCGGGCCCGCUGGCGAAUUCCGUCUGGCCAACGACGUGCGGUUGGGCGUACCAUACAGCCAAUGGUUUUCGGCUGCACAGCACUGGGACGUGGUCGUCAACAUCAGAUGUCCCACGUUGCUGAUCAGGGCAUCGGACAGCGACUCGUACUUCAACGACGUGUAUGGCGUCUUUGUGGAUAUGUACGAACGAAAUCCAAAUUUUCGUACGGUUAUGGUGGAUGGCAAUCACGACGUUCACAUGAACAAUCCGAGUGCGGUGGCGAUGUUGAUCAACAAAUUCCUUAACAACAAAUUGAGUAAAUUGUAA